UAAGAAUAAAAAUAACAAGAAAACAAUAUCUCUCUCUCUCUCUCUAAAAAACGAGAAGCAAAAAUAAUUACUCUCUCACUUCGAUUCAAUUUACCCCAUGAAAACUCUGCUCUCAUAGAAGAAAACAGGUGACAGAAGUAAAACUGAUUAUUGAGCAUUGAGUUCAAGUAAGAAACUAAGAAUCCGUCUAGUAUUGUAUGAAUAUCAAGAUAAGUGGGAUUUAGGAGACCGGAACCUGGUCUGGGCUCUAAUAUUUCAUGAUAUAAAGUGAGAGAUGGCUUCAAUCCUUUUAGGUCAGAAUGGAGAUCGCAUAGCUGAAAUUCCUCGUGAGCAGUUCCUGCGACCAGACUCGGAUGACUGUGGAGAGGCACAGGUCUGCCCUCUAAUUCCAUCAGAUUCCUAUGAUGCAGGUGAUGCAUUUGGAGAGCCAGAUAUUCUGCCACGAAUUGGAGAUGAAUAUCAAGCCGAACUUCCUCAACUUCUUGGAGAGCCCGCUAAUGUUUCUUGCUCAAGGACGCGUUCCCACCAAAAUUCCUUGGUUGGGUUACCCAUACCAUUAACAUGGAUCGGUAGCAAGAAACAUGAGGGACCAGAAAUUUUUUCAGAUUCCAGACGUCCCAAUCCUAAGAAUCUAGCUGAAACAAGCACUUAUUCCAGUGGUGAGACUGGACCUUCUCAUUAUUCAAUGAAGGCUAAAGACGAAUCACAGAAUUUACCAUCUGACGAGAGUAUACUGGAGUGCAGUGGUGGAGGUCAUUCUUUUUUGGUUCCUGGAUUACUCAGUGAAAGUUGGAGUGAAACUGAAAAGGCUAGCUUCCUUCUAGGAUUGUACAUUUUUGAGAAGAAUUUUGUCGAGCUGAAGCGAUUCCUUGAAACUAAAGAAAUGGGCGCAAUACUCUCAUUCUAUUAUGGUGAAUUUUACCGUUCGGAUGUAUAUCGUAGAUGGUCAGAGGGUCGAAGAACAAGGAGCAAGAAAUGUGUAUACGGGCAGAGGAUAUUUUCCGGAUUCAGGCAGCAGGAACUGCUAUCUCGGUUACUUCCCAGAGUGUCAGAAGAACGCAGAAGUGCUUUGCUGGAGGUGUCUAAGAAUUUUGGGGAAGAAAAAAUGCUGUUAGUAGACUAUGUCUCUUCCUUGAAGGCCCUGGUGGGGAUGAACAUUCUUGUAGAAGCUGUUGCCAUUGGUACAGGAAAACAAGAUCUCACCAGAAUGGCCUUGGAACCUUUGAGGUCGAAUCAAGCGAUCCCUGUCCGUCCGGAGAUGCCAACGGGAAAACGAUGCUCCUCCCUUACAACAACUGAGAUUAUUAAGUUCUUAAGUGGAGAUUAUCGGUUGAGCAAGGCUCGGUCAAAUGACUUGUUCUGGGAAGCAGUUUGGCCGCGUUUGCUGGCAAGAGGUUGGCAUUCUGAGCAGCCUCAAAAUCCACGGCAUGUUGCUGGUUCCAACAAACAUUGCUUGGUUUUCCUUAUGCCCGGCAUAAAGAAAUUCUCAAGAAGGAAACUGGUCAAAGGCUAUCACUACUUUGACUCUGUUACUGAUGUUUUGGGCAAAGUUAGAAAGGAGCCUGGGCUGAUUGACCUUGACAAUGAAGAAACCGAUGGUAACAAGAAAGAAGAAGGACAUGAACGGGCUGGUAAGAAAAAGUUGAAAGAAGAUGAGAAUUAUCGGCCAACAAGGCACCGUCGUUCUUAUCUGCAACCAAGGACUAGUAAUUGCAGUAUGGACGACACAAGAUUCACAGUAGUAGACACGAGUCUUUCCGAUGGCAAAGUAAGAGAACUAAGAGCUCUUCCAUCUGAAACUUCGAAUAUGAUGUCGAUCUCUCUCGUCCAUACUCAAGGUGGUGCUCAGGUUACUCUUGAGGAGAACAAUGGUGAAUCUGACGCUACCAAUACCAUCACUCCUGAUGCUUAUGCGGCAGAUAAUCCGACAGCUAAAACCAGUAGGAAAACAUUUCCUGCCAGGAAAAAGCAUGAUGAUAAUUCCUCAUUUCAGGACACUCAUACUGUUUAUCCUGAUAUUAGUAAAACAUCAGGUCCUGAUUUGAAAAACAAGAAGGGUUUAAUCGAUAAGAAGCAAUCGAGAAAAGUCCCCAAACCCCACUUGAGACGGAAGCAGGAACAAGGUGAUGUUGAUUAUACAGCUCCCAUCAGCAAACGUUGCCGGAGAUUAACUGCUAAUGGUUGUGAUGAGGUGAGAGAUGGGGUGAUCCGUUCCUCCAUAGCUCCCAGAUCAGGAAACAGCACGUCCUAUUGCAGUUCAGGCACUCGUGAAUUUAAUGAGAACGUAUCUUCUCAAGUGAGGUUGUGCCAGGAUAAGUUGUUGUCCUCCAGCUCAUCAAAAGGUGAUAAGUUGUUGCCCACCAGCUCAUCAAAAGGUAGUCCCCACGAGAGCAUCAAGUGUAAUCCUGUCAGUAGUAUUCAUGCCAAAGAACCCUCCCCAGAGAACACUCGAACUCCGUUCUUGAUCGACCUUAACUUGCCUCAACUAUCCCCUGAAAUUGAGGAUUAUUCUGUUGCUACAGAUAUGAGGAUGGAUCAAAAUGAUGGGUCGAUCAAGCCUGAAAACCACUGUUUAUCAAAGUCCUCGGAUAUUGAGGCAGGAAUGGAGCUGCCUUCUACUGUGAAUCCCCUGAGGCAUAGUACAAGGAACCGCCCGCCAACAACCCGAGCACUGGAAGCUGUAGCAGAUGGAUAUUUAACUGUAAACAGGAGGCGGAGAAGUAGGGAUACAAGCUCAAGGGGAAACAUAGCAUCGAGACGUUCACAACGUGCCCGUCGUGUGGUAGCGCCUAAUGACUCUCCCAACAGUUCCAUGGCUUCCCAUAUUGAAGAAGCUGAAAAUGGUGUAUCUAAUACUGGCACCAACAAUAUGUUCAGCAAAUUUCACAUUCCUACAGAAGCAAAUAACGAGUCAGUCCCAAGACAAUGAGUUGGGAGUCUGAGCUCAUAAUCUAGCCUAUUUCACAUUCCUGCAUUGGACUAACCUUCAUGUACGAGCCGCCACAUCAGACAACUGAAUGUAAGAAAUCACAGUUUCCAAUGUCCGUAAACACCAGAAACAGGUGAAGCGAGAAAACCCUUUGCUGUUUAAGCCAAGACUCAAGAACGAUCAUCGAACAGAUACAUGCAGUCAGAUAAGGUUUCUGGUUCUCUUCUGCUAAUGAAAUGUCUGUAUGUUCUUGUUGUACCUGUUAAAUUUUGUGUAUACACCGUUUUCUUGACGAUUAUAGAUAGUUUUGCUGCUGAUACAUGGUCCUGCUCUCACCGACCAGUCCUGUCUUUCGUGAUGGUAGAAACUGGUUCUUGAACUUGUCGUUGCAUGGAUGAUAUCGUUAGGCGAACAAAGAUUAUUGAGGAGAUGAAAAAUAAAAGCUCGUACAAUCCGUGGCUUCUGUAAAGAUGAUAGAUGAUUUUGUAUUUUUAUUUUCUUUUUCAAUUCUUGGUAUCAACUUCUGGACAAGUCGAAGGACUUUUAUACUUAAUCCUCAGAAUUUUUGUCUUUUCAUUUGUGUUUCUUGGCAAUAAUACUUUGCACUCUUU
Molecule: messenger RNA, 3540 nt
Organism: Sesamum indicum (sesame)
Lineage: Eukaryota; Viridiplantae; Streptophyta; Magnoliopsida; Lamiales; Pedaliaceae
Cellular component (GO): nucleus
Molecular function (GO): transcription corepressor activity
Source: RefSeq, a predicted model, not a curated record